Messenger RNA from Rangifer tarandus platyrhynchus (Svalbard reindeer), 315 nucleotides. The record is from the annotation of a GenBank genome assembly. NCBI's taxonomy places the organism in Eukaryota, Metazoa, Chordata, Mammalia, Artiodactyla, Cervidae.
AUGGGGGCUGGGGCAAUCACCCCCAAGCCCGCGGCCGCCAAGCUGCUCAGAGCCCCAGUGAGCUUCCGGGAAAAGCCAGUUCCACCCGCGUCUCCCUCGCUGCUGCUUUGGCUCCAGCCCCCUCCCUCUCCCCGCCCCCAUCAAGGCUCCUCCUCAGACGUGCUCAGCUUCGGGUCCCAGCGCACAAAGCCAAAGCCCUCCCGCCCAUGCUCAGUCUGCGCAGGCGCAGAGACACGCGAGAAGAACAUGUGUUCGAAUCCCGGCUCCCCCUGCGCGCUGGCGGCACGACCUGUGCUCAUUUCAUUGUCUCCCUGA